UCUCAGUCUUGAAAUUUCUCGUCCAAUUUCUUCCCCAAAUUUACGAAAAUCCAUCUGUUGAUUCGCCGAUGUUUUCUUUCCUGACCCUUCUACAUCGAUAUUUGGUUUUGAUUCUCUAAUUUAUCCGUGCUUUCUUCAGGACUACAACCAUGGUGAAAUUGGGAGAAGGGUCUUGUGGAGAUAAGCAUGGUGGCAAGGAUGACUCAAAGACAAAUAAAAAGAGAUCUGUUUACAAUUUGAGGAGUAAAGAUCCAAAACCUGAAGGCUCUAUGGGUCCUCCAACUUAUAAUCUGAGGAAUAAAGUUCAGAAAACUGAAGGCAAAAAUACUUCUAAAGUUACCCAAAAUAAGAAAACCCCAAAAAAGAGUGGCUCUAAAGAUUCUUCACCUGCUACACAGAGGAGGGUAGUUUCGGAAACUGAACUCAAAAGAACUUAUCCAAAAAUUCCUCCAUUCCCAAGUACAGAUAUUGGAAGUAAAAAACCUUUAACUACAUCCAUGGCUGACCAUGACAAGAAUCAACCUUCUUCUAGUCAAUUGGAACCAUUCUUCCAUGAUCCAGUUUAUCAUAUCAGAUGGGAAGGUUAUGAACUGGGAAGUGGGCAUUGUGGACAGAUCUGUGUAUUAUGCAAUAAGGAUCUUUCUUCUUCAAUAGAAUCUGAUUCUGAUGAUGAUGAAGAAUCUGAGUAUAAUGAAGAUUCCUUAUAUGGUGAUGAUGAUGAUGAUGGUGGUGGUGAUUAUGGUUAUUUUGAUGAACGUGCACCUCCUCUUCUUCCAAUUGUUGAUAUUUUGGCAUGUGGGCAUGCAUUCCAUACUGAAUGCUUGAAGAAUGGUGCACAUGAUGAAGAAUCAGGUGAUCCCAUUUGUGUUUUGUGUUCAAGGAUGGCUUGAAGAAGAAGUUAGUCAUUUUCUUCUUGGUGAAGGGAUCCAAUUGUUUUUAGUGUAGGUGAUAGAGAGUAUAUAAACACUGCAAGUGGCAUGUUUGAUUGAUAAUGUGCCAUUUUUUUCACGUAUAGAUUUGUUUUGUAGAUUUUGAAGACUUAAAUGUGGUUUUGGAUGUUUUAUUUUGUUUUGGCCUUUUG
This is a messenger RNA of Lactuca virosa, 1081 nucleotides long. Lineage: Eukaryota; Viridiplantae; Streptophyta; Magnoliopsida; Asterales; Asteraceae. The record is from the annotation of a GenBank genome assembly.